UGCUGUGUUUUGCUCCGCUAGUUUUAUUUUGAUUUUUGUCCAGGAAAGAACAGGAAAAUUGAAUCGAAAUUUUAUUAACAGACUCAUCCUGUGAACAAAACGUCUUAAGUGAAAACUAAAAAGUUUAAGGAUGACGAAUGAAUUGGAGGACGAAAGUUACGUGAUUCAAAUCCGUGCCAAACUGAACCAGCAAAAAGUUAAGCUCUGGGAACUUCCGUACUAUAAUGCUGCUACCGAAGAAUGUUCCAUUCCGGAAAUGGAAAAAUUAGCAAUAGAAUUUCAUGAGCAGCUGCAAAUAUCUGUCAAGGAUUGUUUGAAUGCCAUCAAAAAACUGCAACGAAAUGCCUUGGAUAACCUGAAGAGUAAAGACGAGUUCACUAAAACCGGAACAGCGACGUUGAAGAUAAGGACUCCGAUGCAAGGCUCAGCAAAUAAACACUUCAAUGCGAAAGUUAAGAUUAGCUCCAAAGCGCAGGAACUGGCCGAAACCGUUGCUGGACAUUUGGGAGCCAAUACUCUCAGAAUCAAACUGGUUUGUGCUGGCAAAGUUCUAAACCACAGUAAGACCCUCUCCGAGCAGAACGUGCCCAACGGGGCAACUGUAAUGGCGUUGAUUAUGGCCCAAAGCGUAGAUGCAGCUCAGAAGGAAAAUAGUCUGUAUGAUCGUGUUCAUAAAAUUCGGACUGAUGCUGAACUACUGAUCAGUGAUAACGACCAUUCGGAUUUUCUUAGCUUGGAAGACCAAGAUGGCAACGCAAUUCAUCUUCCCAAGGCUGAGAAGUCUUCCCUUUUGAUGGCCUUAACUCUCUACGAGAAAGGUAAAGUGGCCCUGCGGAAAGAAAACUUUGAAGAAGCCCUUUUACUGUUUCUGGAAGCCGAUAAUGAUUUUCGAACCUGUAAUUCUCAACUACUGACAAUGGUCGAUAACUAUGCCCUCCUGAAUUUAGAUAUAGUUUGGUGUUAUCUUUGUCUUAAGAACAUCAAUCAACUGCCUGAUGCCGAACAGAGAUUACGUUUAUGCGAGGAAAAAUUUCGGCAAAGCUAUGGAGAAAACAUGCGUCGCGUUGCGACCAUUAAGGGCACUCAACAGUGCAGUGAGAAAGCACUACUACUUAGGCUGCAUUUGCUAAAGGCAGUUCUCUUCUUUCACCAGAACAAACGGGAAGAGGCAAAAAUCAUGUUCCAGGUGGUUGAAACCGAACUUCAAUCUCUCAGAGUCGAUGAUGUCGCAUUGACCACCUUGCUGGAAUUUGGGUUCGAGUUGUCUGAAUCUCGAAUCGCCCUUAGAGCUACGUCAAAUAAUGUAGAAGCAGCAGUAGAUUUCAUCAACAGUCGGAGGGAAAUUGUUGCAGCAAACGAGAAGAAGUCAAAGCGAGAGAAAAACCUGUAUAAGAAGAUUGGUUAUGAAAACGCUGAUGAAGUUCGCAUUAACGUUGAUCUGGUUGAUCAGCUAGUUGAAAUGGGCUACUCAGAAUCAUAUGCUGCCAUUGCACUGAAGAAGUCGAAUAACGAUAUUCUGGUAGCCUUGAAUGAACUGCAAAAUAACCACGAAGUGCUCAAGCGAGAGCUUGCAAGUAGCAUUACUCCUUCUGAAGAUCUCAUCACCAAACUAAUUGAUCUAGGGUUCCAUAGAGAAGCAGCAAUAGCAGCUCUUCGGCAAAAUAUUAACAAUUUUGAAGAAUCUGUUGAGUUUCUCGUGUCUGCAAGAAAGAACAAUGAAUAUGACAAACUGUUGACUGAUUUGCAAUCGUUAAAUGCCUCGACACCUGCAACUAACAGCGCAGAUUCAACCGCAAGGACAUCUAAUCAAGCAACCGACACGGAACAACAGGCAGGUCCUUCCCGUAAAAAGGCCAAAAACGACAGUAAUAACGCUAAAAAGGAGAUGAUGGAUAUCCUGUAUAAGAGUUUCUCCAAGGAUAUGGAUACGAGCAGUGAUACUUAUCUAGAUCUACCGUUGAUCGAGGAAGCAACGAUCUUGAAUGAAUAUAAAAAGCUACUGAACAUGUAAAGAAGGAUAGUGAUUUAGGUGGAAAUGCCAUUAUACCUAAUACAAUAACUUUAUUUUUGUACUACAAACCUGAUUUUAUAUACAAUAUUCAAUAAAAUAGAGAUACGCAGCAAUAAUGCGGAUAUUAGUAAUAUGGUUAUAGCGAUCGCCAAA
Aedes aegypti (yellow fever mosquito) is the source of this 2164-nucleotide messenger RNA. Its product is annotated as NEDD8 ultimate buster 1. The record is from RefSeq and is a predicted model, not a curated record. Gene Ontology annotation, molecular function: protein binding. Bases 131 to 2011 code for a protein of 626 amino acids. The transcript has 6 exons. NCBI's taxonomy places the organism in Eukaryota, Metazoa, Arthropoda, Insecta, Diptera, Culicidae. Gene Ontology annotation, biological process: regulation of ubiquitin-dependent protein catabolic process.